Messenger RNA from Xyrauchen texanus (razorback sucker), 7609 nucleotides. Its product is annotated as forkhead box protein O4-like. Gene Ontology annotation, molecular function: RNA polymerase II cis-regulatory region sequence-specific DNA binding; DNA-binding transcription factor activity, RNA polymerase II-specific. The record is from RefSeq and is a predicted model, not a curated record. Gene Ontology annotation, cellular component: nucleus. Bases 1777 to 3645 code for a protein of 622 amino acids. NCBI's taxonomy places the organism in Eukaryota, Metazoa, Chordata, Actinopteri, Cypriniformes, Catostomidae. Gene Ontology annotation, biological process: regulation of transcription by RNA polymerase II. The transcript has 3 exons.
ACGUCAGAAGGGAGUCUUCGCCUCGAGUCAAAACAAAACAAAACACAAAAGAUCUACGAGGAAUAGCUGUUUGCCUAUGUCCAUUAACAGCACAAGGGAAAAUAUUUAGCUUUAAAUCCAGUCGUAGACCAAGUUACUGAGGAAAAGCUGGUUUGUUCCGACUUUUACUGGAGGGAUUUUAACUCGUAAAAACUGGAGUUGGCUAACUAUUCUCUCCCUAGUACAUAGUAAAACUACGCUUUCGAGUUUUGUCUCAGAGGCCGAGGGGCUUACGACUGAAUUCAAGAAGCAGGCGAGCUAUAACUUUUCCUCAUUUUUCGAAGGACAGCGUGGACGACUGUAUUUGGAGUUAGGAAGACUUCUACAGGACGGAUCAAUUCGGCUCACAGUGCCCGCGCGAGCAUCGUGUGUAGCUGCGUGUCGAGGAACAUGGCAGAUGGUGACACGCGCCAGCACACAGCGUGGAGGACAGUGCAAACUUGAACGACGAUAAUACAGAUAUUAUCCCCCUUUUUGCUUUUAUGGUGAAACUCAAAAAAACAUGAUCGAGCACUCCUGUAAGACAUUGACUUUGUCUUUUUUAUUUUAAAAUUUUGAGAGUGAUGAUUUUUUUUUUUUUUUUUUGUUAAAACGUGCUUUUCCCCGUCAACAUCUUUAUUCGUUUCUUUUGGCGUAUUCUUACUCAAAGCAUUGAAGCUAUGCGAACUUGAGAUGCAUUCAUUUCUUUUUAUACCUUAUUAUGUUUUAUCUUAAUCUCAAUAAUGGGUUCCGAUUGACAAAAUAAUAUGACAGGCGAUCGGUUGAUUUUGACAGGCAGCUAAAACGAGUAAUUCCAUUCACUUGAAUUAGUUUACAAGGACAGUAUUCUUACACGUGUUGUAAUUGUGCUAGAAACACGAAAAUACUUCGUUUACAAAAGUGAGUAGUGUAGGACGUGAUGCUUUCAAUUAAUGGUGGUUUAUCUCUAUUUGUGAAAAUAAGCAGGUUGUAGUUGUUCUAAAAGCUAUCUAAUUGCUAAAGCAAAUCAACUUUUCGCUUCUAGGAAACAGUGGGAGGUGAUUAUUUCAGCAAUUACAGCACUUAUUCUCAUUGGUUUUGCAAUUUUACUUGUAUAGCUGCCUCUACAAGAAUUAUACUAUUUAAUACAUUUUUUUUUUUUUGUCUCUUUAGUGUUGAUAAAGAACACAUCUUGUGUAAAAUUUAAUUGACCGGCCAGUCACUCCAGCGUGUCCAAUCUCUCGUGAUUUUAUUUUCUGUAGGUUGUUUCGCAAUCCAGCUGUUUUGAUGUUGUGAUAAAUGUAGUGAAUUUCCUUUGUUCUUUCUACAUAAACAAAGAGACCCCUCUUCUAUCCUCGUUUGUUUAUGUAAAUCAGAAGGGUUAUGUUAGUUACUAUUAAGGAGAUUAUUUCGCCCAAUCUGGCCUAAUCUCCAAUCUGAGGAUUAACUGACGCUAUACUGGAGUGUUAGGAUUAUUAAGAAUUUGCUCCAUUACCCUUUACAUAGAAUCGAUGCGUUACGGUUAAAUUUGGCAUUCACUAGUCAUUUUUCUGGAUAACUGCCUCCUCGAGAUAUUUAUACUGUAGUGUAAUAGACCGUGAUAAUCAACCGUGCAAAAUCCCAAAUUCCUAAACCAGAUUAUUGCACAAGUACUGGAUUUGUUAUAGUUAUAAAUAGUAAUCUGUCGUAGACUUUGUUUUUUCAACGUUUAUGAAUCGCCAGGAAACAAGUUAAUUUAUAUCUAGUCUUCGUUUGAAAUUGUCUGGAUUGCAACGCACAAUGGAGGAAGAAAACGUACCCCCGAUUGACCCAGAUUUUGAGCCGCAGAGCAGACCGAGGUCAUGUACAUGGCCGUUGCCUAGACCCGACAUCUCAGCUGUCAAAGCAGGCGGGGCAGACGGCUCAGAGUCCGCUGCUGGAACUCCGCCCGCCGAGGAAGAUAAACACGAGCUUCAACCAAUAUCCGAGCCUGACAAAUUUGCGCUCUCAGAGGGCGGAGCCCUCGCCGGAGUGGGCGGGGCCACGCCUCGUAAAGGCUCUUCGCGGCGUAAUGCAUGGGGUAAUCAGUCCUACGCAGAUCUGAUCAGCCAGGCGAUUGAAAACUCGCCAGAAAAACGACUCACUCUUGCGCAGAUCUAUGAUUGGAUGGUUAAAACGGUGCCGUACUUUAAGGAUAAAGGCGACAGUAACAGUUCUGCUGGGUGGAAGAACUCAAUUCGCCACAACUUGUCCCUCCACAACAAGUUCCUACGAGUGCACAAUGAGUCCACAGGAAAAAGCUCCUGGUGGAUGCUUAAUCCUGAGGGGGGUAAGACUGGCAAGGCCCCUCGCCGCCGUGCUGCCUCAAUGGACAACAGCAGUAAACUGCUUAAAAGUCGUAUGCGGGCAAAGCAGACUAAAAAACAGGCUGGAGCAAGCGGCUCUGGUGGUGCCAUGCAAGGUGAUGAUGUUUCUGGCUCUGGAGGUGCAGACAGUCCUGGGCCUUCAGGCCAGUUCGGGAAGUGGGGAGUGAACAGCAGCAGCCCCUCCUCUCGUGCUAGCCUGGAUGACCCUGAUAUGUGGACAAGCUUCAGGCCACGUACAAGCUCCAAUGCCAGCACACUUAGUGGUAGGCUGUCUCCCAUUGCCACAGGGCAAGAAGAAGAGGAUGAAUUACCUGAGAAUGGGCUUCUUAGUGGCUAUUCCACAGGUAAUCUUCCCCCAACACUAACUGAGACCCUCAUGGAAGAAGUGGACUUGAUUGAUGGGCUAACUUUAAUGACAGGUCCACAAGGGGGUGCCAGCCCAAGCACAGCUCCCCCUGCUCCCCCUCAGCCACUGCCUUCUGCAUCCACUCUGUUGCCUCGAGGGUCCGGUUUUCCCUCAUUUAGGCAGCUGCAGCCAACGAAGGCUUUGCAGGGAUCAGCUUCACCAGGGCCACAGAGCUCGGUCCAAUCAAAUGCUCGAUCCAGUGCAAGCCCUUCCAGCUUUGGAAACUCGCUGUUUAACCCUCUGCCUGGUCCUGGAUCCCACAGUGGUUUUAGCACUCAUGUGCCCUCCAACCUUGAGUCUCUCCUUACCUCUGAUUCACCCCCACCCAGUGAUGUCAUGAUGACUCAGAUGGAUCCUCUCAUGCCAAGCCAAAGAGGUGCAAGCGUUUUAGGUUUUGGGGGUUCUGUGUCCUGCAGCCAGACUAAGCCAGGUCAAAUGAUGUUGAGCAAGAGCAUGGAUGCAAGCACAGUAGGGCAAAUGACCCUCCAACCUCAACCCCAAAUCCAGCACCCUCAAAUGGGCUUUGGAAUGAUGCAUUCAGGCAUGGGCCAGGAGCCAUCUCCAUUCACAGCUAUUAAGACCCAGCAUCAAUUGCAAGGGAUUGGUCUUCUACAGCAUGGAGGUGUCAAUUCACCUGGUGGGAAUGGAGGUGUUCAAGGUACAGGCCAAUUUGCUUCCCCACCCUGCUUCAUGCCUUCCCAAGAACGUAUGCCUAUAGACUUGGAUAUUGAGAUGUUCACUGAAAAUCUGGACUGUGAUGUGGAUUACAUUAUCAACAGUGAUCUAAUGGAUGGAGACUUGGUUGACUUCAACUUUGACCCUAUCAUACAGAGUGGGCAGGGUUAUGCAGGGCCAGCGACCACAAAAAGUUCCUCCCAUAACUGGGUGCCCAGCUAACUCUAUUAUUAAAGAUGAGAACAGGACAGUCACCCGUCCUUAACACAAAACAUUGAAAACAAAUGUGCGGCACAUUGCCAGAACAUAUUCUCAAAGUUUUGCCUCUGCAUUGCCAUUGUACCUCAAAUACAUAAACUGCUUUGGCUAAGGACAGUGUACACUUGGCCAAAAAAUCUUGUCAGAAUUUUCAAAUAGAUGACGAAAGCAAACCUCAUUUAUGUCAAGUGCCAGUGUCAACUUAGAAGUGUGCUGUUGGACACAGAGACUGAACUUGGUCUUGAAACAUAUAUGUAUAAAAAAAAAUUUUUUAAUUGUAUUUGUGCAACAUGUUUUUGAAAUUUGCCGUUUAAUUAGAGUUGUCUAGGCCAAUUGAGAGAAAACAGACUAGAGAAGCACAACUAAUAAACAACUAAUCAUGUUUAUUACAGUUAUGCCAGUGAUUAGUACUACCAGAGUAGUGUAAGAUGGAGAGGGUACUCCUUGAUCUUCUUUACCCUAAAAAUGGAACUCAUUCAGCCAGGAGGAUCAAAUUCUUCAUCUUUUGUUUUAUGUGAACUCUCAUUCUUUGAUCAGCAGCUGAUGGGUUUGAGUGGACUUUUUAGUCACAAUGCUGCAUUGAUGCUGUGAUUUUUCAAUUACACAGCUGACCUGAUGUUGCGAUUGCUCUCCAACCCCCUCUGAGGAAAAACAUGUCACCACAGGAAUGUUAUGUUGAGAACAACAUGAUCCUCUCCAUGUUUUGAGCCACUGACUGGCAAAGGUCCCACCGAGCCCAGAACAUGCUUUGAGUGCAUGGUUGAACAGUUUACUGUGUGCUCUAAAAAGCACUGCCUCAGCGGUACGAAGCAUACAUUUGUUUCUUAUAUGUGAAAGGGGGGAGGAUGUUUUUGGUGAUGCUUUGGCGUUCAUUGUGCAAUUUGAUUGGCUUUCAAGACCUCUGCUCAUAAGAAGGUGUAUAUCUUCUGAUGUACUGAAGAGUAGAGGAUGAUUAUCAAAUGAUUGCAUUGUCUGCUCUUAAAGGAAUGUUCUGGAGUCGACUGCAUCUGGGACAUAAUGUUGAUUAACACAAAUACCUUUUGACUAAUCUCUCCUUGUUAAAAACAAACAAACCAAACAAUCUGGGUUACAGUGAGACAUUUACAAUGGAAGUGAAUGGGACCAAUCUGAAAACACAAAAAUAUUCAACAAAAAAAAGUCACAGUUAAAAAAGAAUAGCCAUAAGAUGUAAACUAUAUGCUUCUCAACAUGAUUUUAGUGUUAUAAAAUCGCUUACUAACCUUUUCUACAUAAAGUUAUUUCAAUUUUACACCUUUGUUGUCAUAACGUCUGUGACAAAUGACUAGAUGGUCAUCUGGCUAGAACAGUAGUCUGCCACAAAAAUGACAAUUUAAACAACAUGGCUUAAAUAAUACACAAGUUUUAAUAAAAUAAUUAAUGUAAGAGCUUUUAUAAAAUUACAAGCUUCCCAUUUUGCCUUUAAACCCUCCAAAAAAUGCCACAUUCACUUCUAUUGUAAAAGCCUAAUUUUGUUUUUUUAAAAGGAGGGAUGAGUAAACAAUCAACAUUAUGCCACAAAUGCUGUCUUUUGGGUUUAACUUGUAGUGCACCUAGAAUAUUCCUUUAAAUGUUUGUUAGUGAUGACAACAGUAUGAAGAAAUGUGAUUUUACAUAGGGCAUUUUGAUGCAUUUUUAAUCCUGUCAACAGGUUAAAUGGCAAAGUGUUAUUGCUGGGAGUUGAGAGCCCUUUUGCAGAAUGCAAUAUCUGAAGUUUUUUCUUGUGUGUGCAGAAAGGUGUGUGUGUGCGCAAAACAAAACUUGAUUCUAACACACUGGUGACAGAAUUCAAGGUUAUGCUGAAUCAUUUCAUUUAAAAAGUUAUUUUCUGGGUUAUUGGUGAGCUUGAAGAGAAAAGCUACAAUAAUGAGUACUUUUAUGAGAUGUUUUGGCUCCUCUGGCAUAUUGACUGUGCCCACAGAGACAGGGCAUGAAGACAUUUUUUCAUUGAUCAGUUUUUUUUAUAAACAGCACUACUCAUCUUUUGUAGAAACAUUAUACAUGAACAAAAGCAGUUGAAAUGUUUAGAUUGGGGUGUUACCAUUAACAGAUACUAAUAAGAAAACGUGCUGUUAAUGUUUUUUUUAAAUCUGAGCGGAAACUAUUUCAGAUCAUUUUUAACGGUCAUUUUCUAUGUAAUCUUUUAUUUUUGUAAAAGAUGAGAUGCAUGUAGAUUUUAUACAUGACCAAAGGAACACUAAAAACUGCAUGUCAGACAGCAAGGGCAGGGGAUGGAGGCGUUGCAGUGUGGAUAAGCUUUACAAAACUGUUCAGAAACUGCUCUCACCGUGUAAACUAAAGCACAAAUUGAUUAAUUGCUGGGUGUGUUUAACAGAAUACCAUGCUCUAAAAGUGGAAACGUCUGUAGUUGAUUAUGCUGAAAGAAAGAAAAAACUGAUUUGCAUCAUGAGCACUUAUCGAAGUCUUGGCAAUGUAACUGCUUUCAUCUCAAAAAACAAAACUGGCCCAACUGAAAUUUGUUAAUGCAAUGUUUCACACUCAGGGUUAUAAAAAAAUAAUUAAAUAACUUCUGCAAGGAAGUAAUGACAUAAUCAUGUUAUGACAUUGCACACAGCCUUUUCAAAAUUAUGUAUGAAAGUAAUUUAUGCAAGCCAACCAUCAAAUAGAUAUUUUAACGUUGCAGAAAUAUAGAGAUUUAUCUAAUGUAUGCAUUUGUACAAUUCCUACCAAAACUCGUAAACUGCCAAUAAACACUAGCAUGUCACUCCAGAGCAAACCAUUCAGUUUUAAUGCCUCUCUCCUUACAAGUUUUUUUUGUGUGUGUUUUUUGUAGUAAUAGGGUUGACAUUUUUGUUUUGUUUUGAGCAUUUUGCAGGUUUUUGGUUAAUUCCUUUUUGUUUGUUUUUUUGGUGGUGUAUAGAUCAGCUUCCAUUUGAUGGCUGAACAUGACCUGAUCUUAUCACUUUAAUGUAAGGGUCUGAGUGCAUUAGCUAAACUAACUGUUAAAGCACUCCUUACAGAGGAAUAUUUUUUCUCGUAUUGAUCGGUGCUAGAUAUUAAACAUGACAAUUAAAGAUUGGUGCAUAUGUAGAUAUUAGGGCCUUUACUAAUUUUAUGCAACACAUAUUGAGUAUAAUUUCUUAACGUAGAAAAUAGUAUGAAAAAUGUACCUAUAUUUUAAUUCCCAAACUCUCAGUUUUUGUAUAUUAUGAUAAAGCUGUAAAUGGGGCGGGAAAGGCUUGGCCAUUUCACCACAUAUGUUGUAACAAUGCACCUCCUGAAUGGUGUUUGUGGUGUAAUUACGGGCUGAAUUUAAACCCAGGUUUACAUUAAUCUUGUCUUUUGGGGCAUACUUUUUUCAUGUUUGCAUCUGUACGUGUAAUUGAGUUUUAUACUUGAAUGGUACACAUUUCAGAAAACCUGACGGCUGACUGUCAACUUUGACAUUCUCUGAAGUGAUGUCUGAAUACAAAGUAUUUGAUCAGAUCGAAAGUGUUUGUUUGGGUUAACACCUUGGCUCGUUUUCACUUCUUAAAGAAGAGUUGACGGGAAUGUUGUAUUAGCCCCAUUAGACAGUCUUUAUAGGGCCGCUGCAUGAAAUGCAGGAAUUCCACACCUUCCCUCUUCCCAAAUCACUCUUACUAUCCUUGUUUGAUAUUAGCUUACAUUUUUUCCUUUACCUUCUCUUAAUUCCUGUAACUUUUCCAAGAGUUUGCUAAAUAUCCCAGUUGAUAACAAAGGACAUUUUUUUAUGGUCUGGGUUGUUUUUCUCCCCUUUUGUAUUGGGUUAUGGCAGGAUGCAAGACUGACGAGUUGUGCAUAGCCAAUAUACUGUAUAUGUUCGUGAUUGUUUUCUUUUUUUUAUGAAUUUCCCUCUUCCCCUCCCCUUUGUUAGCCAGAAGUCACUGAAAGCAGUUCAGCAUAAUAGAAAUAAACCUAAUCUGUUUAA